This is a messenger RNA of Mytilinidion resinicola, 909 nucleotides long. RefSeq lists its product as uncharacterized. NCBI's taxonomy places the organism in Eukaryota, Fungi, Ascomycota, Dothideomycetes, Mytilinidiales, Mytilinidiaceae. The coding region runs from base 1 to 909 and encodes 302 amino acids. The record is from RefSeq and is a predicted model, not a curated record. The transcript has 2 exons. Gene Ontology annotation, molecular function: oxidoreductase activity.
AUGGCAUCCGCUGCGGUUUCCUCCACUACAGGCCACGGCCCCGCCUUUACCUCCGCGCCCACGCCCAUCCUCACCUCCUCCACGAAAUCCAACAAUACCCCCAAGCACGUCCAAACAACCCUACACUACUACAAAGACCCCGGCGAUGGCUCCGCGCCCGCCCCUAGCUACGUCGGCCGCAUAGAGACAUUCGAACGCCCCUCCGAGGACCUCGACGUCACCAUCACCGACGUUCGAGGAAGCGAGGAUAAAUACACAUUGGAUGGCAACGGCUUCCAAAUCUACCCCCACGUCUCGGCAGAGAAAGACUUUGUAGACGACGACAAGCUGAAGGCGGAGUACUACCCCGAAACCGAACAACUCCUGAAAGACGCAACCGGCGCCUCCCGCGUCUUCAUCUUCGACCACACCAUCCGCCGCCCGCCUCCCCCCGGCGCGCCCGCCAACGCCCUCCGCGGGCCCGUGAACCGCGUGCACAUCGACCAGUCCUACACGGCCGCCGCCUCGCGCGUGCCGUACCACCUGCCCGACGAAGCGGCCGAGCUAGCCCAGAAGCGCUUCCAGAUCAUCAACGUGUGGCGGCCCAUCAAGACGAUCCACCGCGACCCCCUGGCCGUCGCGGACGCGCACUCGGUGGAAGAAAAGGAUCUGGUCGGCGCAGCGCUGAUCUAUCCGACGCGCAAUGGGGAGACGUUUGCGGUCAAGCCGAAUCCGGGGCACCGGUGGUACUAUAAGAGCGAGCUGGGUCCGCAGGAGGUGAUUCUGAUUAAGUGUUUUGAUUCGUGGGGGGAGAAGGGGGGCGAGAAGGAGGGGAUUGCGAGGAGGGUGCCGCAUACGGCGUUUGAGAUUCCGGGGCAGGAGGGCGAAGGGCGCGAGAGUAUUGAGGUGAGGGCGCUUGUGUUUUAUUAG